CGCUUCAUCUGACUGACAGCCGCAGGGUCGCUGUGAUUGGCUGAGCUCGGCUUCAGCCAACCCACCGCUGACUUCAGGGACUCUCUCUGACUCGGCUUCCUUCCUCGCUGUGAGUCUGGGACCUGUCCCCGGAGCUGAUCGGAGCAGAGACGGAGCGCGCGCCAUGGCAGCUACGCACAGCAGCGAGUACCGAGCCUACCUGCGGAACACGGUGGACAUCGAGGCGGCGCAGCCGCGCUUCCCGCCGGUUCCGAGCUCGGAGCCCACAUACCGAUCGCUGCUUAUCGGGACCCUGGCUGUUAUGGGACUGCUGCAGGUGGCCUCCAGCGUCGCGAUCUUAUUGCACCUGACCGGUUACCUGCAAGAGGUAGAUCUGUCCCCAACUCCUCAUCAUCCAAUGGAGGAGAUGCAGACUGAACCUGUGCUUAAUGCCCUGAAAGACCCGAGGAAAAAAGGGCGGUGCAAACCUCCCAAAGACGCAAUGUCCCCAUCGGCCCAUCUACCAAUCAGAGCCCACCAGGAAUUCCCUAAAAAGGUUUCCAGCAUGGUUAACAUCGAGUGGGAUCAGCAGCAUGGGAACCUUCACAAGAUGAGCUAUCAGGAUGGAAACCUGCUGGUGUUGGAAUCAGGCCUGUACUACGUUUACGCCAAGACCUGCUUCCGCUAUUACAACAUCCAGGAUGAGGGCCGCGAGGCCCGGACGCACGCGCCGGACGUCAGCAACGCCCAGCUCAUCCAGUACGUCAAACACAAGAGCAUCAAACAGAACAACAGGAACGUGCUGCUGAUGAAGACGGGCAGCACCAAGCAGUGGAACAACAUGAGUUAUAACAUGUACUGCGCCCAGCAGAGCCGCGUGGUUCGCCUGGUUGAGGGAGACGCCUUGUUUGUCGAAGUGUCGAAUGCUUGGAUGCUGGACCAGGAGGCAGAAGGGACGUAUUUUGGGGCCAUAAAGUGGGGUAACUGAAACUCUGUCACAGGUGGAGCAAACAUGCUACUGAACAUUUUUUCUAUCUGAUGGAACCACUUUAAAGGACGUUGAAUUCUUAAACCGAUGAUUUUGUUCUUUUUUUUUAACUCUGCACGUGUGUUUUGGUUUUAUGUCACACUGACCUUCAUCAAAGAGCUUUGGAGUCUUCCAUCAGGCCAACUAACAGAGGGAGCUAACCACCUGUUGCCUGAAAGCGUACCUGCUCACUUUCCCACAGAGAUUCUGAUUAACCAGAAAUAGCACUGGAGUGUUUGUGAUUUUUAUGCGAAUCCAGUCUGGUUCAGAUGGUUCACACCUGCAGGGUAACCAGUCGGUGUGCGUAUACACUAGUAAUACACAGACAUGAGGGAAGGAGUGAGACGGCGAGGACGGAUUAAUCGGCGUUUAGAGUUAGGAAAGAAAAACACUGAGAGCGCGCACCUGCUCACGAUCAGAGAGUCAUUAGACGA
Cyprinodon variegatus (sheepshead minnow) is the source of this 1440-nucleotide messenger RNA. RefSeq names its product tumor necrosis factor ligand superfamily member 11-like (gene tnfsf11). Gene Ontology annotation, molecular function: tumor necrosis factor receptor binding. The coding region runs from base 164 to 967 and encodes 267 amino acids. Gene Ontology annotation, biological process: immune response. Lineage: Eukaryota; Metazoa; Chordata; Actinopteri; Cyprinodontiformes; Cyprinodontidae. The record is from RefSeq and is a predicted model, not a curated record. The transcript is spliced from 4 exons. Gene Ontology annotation, cellular component: membrane.